Pomacea canaliculata is the source of this 2511-nucleotide messenger RNA. Its product is annotated as baculoviral IAP repeat-containing protein 7-like. The transcript is spliced from 6 exons. Lineage: Eukaryota; Metazoa; Mollusca; Gastropoda; Architaenioglossa; Ampullariidae. The record is from RefSeq and is a predicted model, not a curated record. The coding region runs from base 141 to 1994 and encodes 617 amino acids.
CACUAAUAACAAUUGUUCACAAUACCCUGUAUGAUGCUGUCACGAGUGCCAGCAAGCGAUACGCAUGGGUCCGAGAUGUGAAUCGAAUCACUGGCGAUGAUUCACUUGCGGAAGCUCAGUAGCUCUAACCGAGAGCUGACAUGACAGAUGUCAUGAUUGCGAGGGUAAAUGUUAUACCACCUCAGCACAUGAUGGCAAGGCAGACAAUGAACAGACAGCUGGCAAGACUUGCAACCUUUAGGCUGCUGAGCAACUGUGAUCCCUACCAUCCUGUGCUGUUGGCUGCUGCUGGCCUGUACUACACUGGCACAGGGGACAGUAUCCAAUGCUAUUCUUGCUGUGUCGUGCUGUCAGGUUGGCUAACACAAGGGAUAGACCCAGUGCAGAUGCAUCAGCAGAGCACACCCAACUGCCCGCAUCUUCAAGGGCUAGACCUGAGCAAUGUGGCGGUCAGCACACCAGAUUCUGUUACCUGUACCACUGUUGGAGAACUCAUGAAGCACAAGUAUUUGUUGUUGAGGGACCCUGCCUCAUUUUCUUCCGCAGCUUGCAGAAGUCUGCAUGAAGUGGGAGGCAGUGAAGAACAGAUUAUGAGUGCUGGCAGUGACCUGGAUUCUCACCCUUCAGGUUUUCUUGCAGCCUCUGCAACUGGUGGCACUGACUGGGGUAGCCCUGUUACUGUAGCAGAUGCUAUUGGAGAACCCUCACAGGUUGCCAUUAAUACUGGUGUGGACUGGGAAGUGUGCAAGACAUCUGUGACGGAACGGCUGAAAACUUUUGAGCACUGGCCAGUAACGGCUCAGGCUCAUCCAGCAGAGCUGGCUGAGGCUGGCUUUGUAUAUACUGGCACCCAAGACAGGGUACAGUGUGUUUUUUGUGAAGGAUUUCUGCGCAAUUGGCAAGUAGGUGAUGUGCCUUUGGUGGAGCAUGAGCGGUUUUUCCCAUCCUGCCCAAUGGUGAGGCACAGCCAAUCGGAAAGUCCUGUCCCUUCUCUAAAUGUGGCAGUCUGCAUUCCCAGCAUGCCUCGUAGUCACAGAACCCCUCCUCUUCCCAUGUCUAUGCCACGAACAAGUACUCCAGAAUUACCAACAGGUGUAGAUGAAGGAGCUCUUGCAUUGCUGCCUCCAACUUUGGAAGCCACUGGCAUCGUAACAGAGCGACCCAAGCAUCCUAACAUGGCUGUAGAAGCCGCCAGGUUUGCCUCAUUUAGAAAAUGGCCUCCAGGAAAAACACAGACUCCACAGCACCUGGCAAAAGCAGGAUUUUUCUAUGCAGGCUUCAACGAUAGUGUCAAGUGCUUUUUCUGUGAUGGUGGCCUUCGUAACUGGGAGUGCGAUGAUGAUCCUUGGCAUGAACAUGCUCGGUGGUUUCCCAAAUGUAAAUAUGUUCGCCAGGUGAAAGGUGAUCACUUUGUUGAACAAGUUCUUGCUGAGGAAGCUGAUAAAGUUCAGCAGACAGCUACAUUUGAUGGAGGUGGGAGGGGAAACUCACCUGGCAGGAAGGAUGGUGUGCGUCAGAGGAGCGCUAGCAUGGGCAGUGCCAGUGCUGAGAGUAGGCGCACAGUGGAGCAGCGGGAAGUAACUGCCCGCAUGGAUACACCUGUCGUCAGAGCUGUCCUCAGCCUUGAUAUUCCUCAAGAACUUGUGCGGCGUGCAAUUGAGCAACGGCUGAAAAGCACAGGUGAUGACUUUCCCAACAUGGAGACAUUGCUGGAGACUGUAUUUGAGAUUAAUCCUACAAAUGCUGGGAAUCUUGGAGGUGCAAGACAAGUGGGAGAAUUACAGGAAGGAACUGGAGCUCCAAGGUCCUUGCUGGAGGAGAAUAGGCAACUAAAGGAGCAACGCACUUGCAAAAUUUGUAUGGACGAGGAAGUGUGUGUUGUGUUUGUGCCAUGCGGGCAUCUUGUGUGUUGUGCAACCUGCGCACCACCACUGAGCAAGUGUCCUAUUUGCCGAUCAACUAUUCGUGGUACUGUCCGCACUUACAUGUCGUGAUGCAAGAUAUACAGACAAUUUUGAAGUUUACUUUUACAACAGCUUCUGAUAGAACAGAUGUAUUUGGACUAUUUUUAAAUUUCUUGUAGACCAUUUAAAAUUGUUUAUUAGAGAUAUUCAUGUAUUUGGCUGCAUAAUACGAUGCUUUAUCAGUUUUGAAUGUGUUGUAUGUAAGGUUACGAGAAGAUAAAUUAUAGCAGUGGUAUGGAAAUACCAUAGUACUAACAAUACUACAAAGAAAUAUGAGAGAGCAGUAAUUUGUAAUUCAUUUGUAUUUAUGUCUGGAAGUAUGAUACAUAAAUUAUUGAUUCAUGAAUGUUUGUAAUUGAUAUACUUUUGUGUUGUACAUUAUGAGCAAUACUUCGGUUCUGGGAGAAGUGAGUUUAUUCUUUAGAUAUGGUAUGAAAUAAAUCAAUUUUUCUUUGAAAUGCAUAUUGCUUGAACACUGUUGGUACCCAUUUUGUGCUAUGUAUACUAAAUUGUAAUGGGACUCAAAAAUAAAUUAGUACUUUCCUUC